Polyodon spathula (Mississippi paddlefish) is the source of this 684-nucleotide messenger RNA. RefSeq names its product rab15 effector protein-like. Bases 1 to 684 code for a protein of 227 amino acids. The record is from RefSeq and is a predicted model, not a curated record. Gene Ontology annotation, biological process: receptor recycling. Lineage: Eukaryota; Metazoa; Chordata; Actinopteri; Acipenseriformes; Polyodontidae. The transcript has a single exon.
AUGGGUCAAAGUCAAGCGACCCCUUUGCAGCCGCCGGGCGAGAAGCUGGAAGCGGUGUUUGAGGUUUUCGUCCAAGCCGUGCUCCACGCUUCGCAGACACUGGAGCGAUACCUCGGGUUCGUGGAUCCCCAGCACACUUUACGCGUGAGUACCGGCAGGAUGAACACCGUGGUCCUGAUUCAUGUCAUCGGUUUCUGCAAGAAGGGCGUGGACGGCUGCAUGUCCACUCGUGCCAUGACCAGACAGCAGGAGAUGCUGAUGGGGGUCAGUUGGAUCUGGACACUCACCUGCUCCAGCAAGAUCUCGCAGUUCCAGACAGCGGUGCGGUCGGUCCAGACAGGCGGGACCUACAUAGUGAGAGAAACGGACGGGGACCCUUACCAGAAGAGGUUGGAACAGUCCAUAUCGGACCUGGACCGGAACAAGAGCUGCUUCGACAAGCUGUUUGAGUUCUCCUCCUCCAUCGGCGUGAACUGCAUGAGCCUGUGCAUUGUGUACGGCUCGCCGGGAAAGUCGAGAGAAAUCCGGGGGGUGCUCAGCAAGGACCUCCUGCGCUUUAAAGCAGGGGGAGAGCGGCAGCUUCACGCAAGGGAUGCUGCUUCGUUACCUCCAGAGCACGGACAUGUUCAUCAGGACCACGGAGAUGAUCCAGAACCACCUCUGGAAGCAGAGAGGCACCAGUGA